Messenger RNA from Nothobranchius furzeri (turquoise killifish), 1730 nucleotides. RefSeq names its product drebrin-like protein B. NCBI's taxonomy places the organism in Eukaryota, Metazoa, Chordata, Actinopteri, Cyprinodontiformes, Nothobranchiidae. Gene Ontology annotation, cellular component: actin filament; postsynaptic density; cortical actin cytoskeleton. Gene Ontology annotation, biological process: positive regulation of dendritic spine morphogenesis; postsynaptic actin cytoskeleton organization; neuron projection morphogenesis. Gene Ontology annotation, molecular function: actin filament binding. The record is from RefSeq and is a predicted model, not a curated record.
CUGCUCUGAGAAUCACAACAAACUACAGUUCAUCUUCCACCGAGUGACUAUUCGCCUGGAUCGUCUUUGUGUUUGUAUCUGAGCCUGUCAGCCUCUCUGGCGGUGUAGUGGACUGAGUUAGGACACCUGGAGCGUGAUGGCAGUGAGCCUGAGUAAAAACGGACCUGCUCUCAUGGCCGCCUACAAAGAGGUGGUGAAUGAAAAGUCGGACACAAACUGGGCUCUGUUCACCUACGAAGGCAACAGUAAUGACAUCCGGCUGGCAGAUAAAGGAGAUGGUGGCUUAGAAGAGUUAGUGGAGGAGCUGAACAGUGGGAAGGUGAUGUAUGCCUUCUGUCGAGUCAAGGACCCCAACUCUGGUCUGUCAAAGUAUGUCCUCAUAAACUGGACAGGUGAAGGUGUGAAGGACUCUCGUAAAGCAGUGUGUGCCAAUCAUUUGGGCUCCAUAGCAUCCUUUCUCAAGGGAGCUCACGUGACCAUCAACGCCCGUGCAGAGGAAGAUGUGGAACCAGAGUCCAUCUUGGCGAAAGUAGCCAAAGCUUCUGGGGCUAGCUUUAACUUUCACAAAGAAUCCCAACGUUACAUAGAACCACCCAAAGGACCUGUGGGCUCCGUGUAUCGAAAAACCAACGCCGUGGAGGAGAUCCAACGGAUCAACAAGGACGACUUCUGGGACAAGACUCAGAGGGACGAAAAGCUGCGUCAACAGGAGGAGAGCAGGAGGGCGGAGCAGGAGAGGCAGAGGCUGGAGCGAGAGAGGAAAGAAAUGGAUGAAAAGCAGGCAAAGGAGAGAGAGAGGAGAGCAAAGGAGAGAGCUCAGCAGAUCGAACAGGAGAAGAUGCUUCAGAAACAGAGAGAGGAGGAGGAGGGGGAGAGAGAAAGGGAGAAACAGCGAAAGAACCAGCAGGAAAAUAUGAACAAGAGGACAGGAAUCAGCUCUGCUGCAUCAGUGCAAAAAGCUAAUGAGGCCAAGUCUCUGAUUUCUCAGAGGACAUUUAAUCCCAGAGACAUGUUCAAACAAAGGGAGCAGAGCAUUGAGACCAUCAACUAUUCUUCUGCUGCCCCCAGACCUGGAAAGCUGCAGAAUCCGUUUCAGGCUCAGAAAUCAUUUGAGAAGAAAGAACCGGAAUAUCCUCAGAGUCCAGCAUCUCCCGCUGCAUCACAGUUUUCCAUGCACUCCCUUCCGAAGGUCCCAGUCUUACCCAUCUUUCCAGUUUCACCUACUGUAGCUGUCUCACCUCCAACACCAGAUUCCACAUCUCCACCGUACCAGCCUAAAGGUUACACUGAGGGGGCAGAGUGGUCAGAUGAGUUUGAUGAUGAUGAAGAUGAAGCCACUGCAGGGAGCAACCCAGUUCAGGCUGAUCUGCGUGAGACUCCAGAUCCAGCUGAGAAUCUCUACGAGAACAUUUAUGAAGCUGAAUCUGGGACUGAAGACCAAGCAGGUGGGAGCGGGAUCUGUGCCAAAGCCAUCUACGAUUACCAGGCUGCGGAUGAAACUGAGAUAACCUUUGACCCCGGUGAUGUCAUAACCCAGAUAGAAAUGAUUGAUGAAGGCUGGUGGAAGGGUUUGGGCCCUCGUGGAAGCCACGGCUUGUUUCCUGCCAACUAUGUAGAGGUUAUUCCAAGCACUUUGUUUGCAGCUGAUGACGACAGUUGGUAAUAUUUGUUUUAACUGUUUAAGAUCACAUAAAUGUAAAAUAUCAAUAAAAAUUCAAUGAAAUUGUUCA